Scheffersomyces stipitis CBS 6054 is the source of this 1329-nucleotide messenger RNA. It is a transcript of the gene VID27, whose product is annotated as Vid27p. The transcript has a single exon. The record is from RefSeq and is a predicted model, not a curated record. Gene Ontology annotation, cellular component: nucleus; cytoplasm. Bases 1 to 1329 code for a protein of 442 amino acids. NCBI's taxonomy places the organism in Eukaryota, Fungi, Ascomycota, Pichiomycetes, Serinales, Debaryomycetaceae.
AUGAAUUUCCUCCGCAAGUUCAUUGGCGCCACUGCCACGGACGAAGUUGCGCUGAUUCCCUCGGGAAAGCUCUUUCUCACGAGAGCACCGCUGCUGCCCAAGGGUGCGAUGGAAUGUUUAUUUAUCGAUGCGUUUGCACUGAUUAGACAGACGACGCGUCCGUUCUACUACCAGCUAUGUAUCACACGGGUUUAUCAAGAAGGAGAACUCGAUGCCCAUGGGCUGAGUGGGUUUGACGAUUCAGAUGACGACGACGAUGAAGACAGAGAGAAUGCCCAUUCCAUCACCGAUUCCACAUCGGGAUCUAAGGACGAGUGGUCCUUCGCCAUUGUAGAGGAUUUGCAGAUCCAUUGGUAUAAUAAAGCAGAUGGAACACGUGCCAUAGCAUGGAAAGACUUGAACGGAGACUUUGGUGAUAAGUUCGAGUUCAAUGUCGAUGAAGACGUCAAACUCAGCGAUGUGGAUGCAUUUAUGUUGGCACUUUACAAGUGUUUGUACGAAGUAAAGUACCACAAGAGUUCUCUUGGAAUUCGCCAUUCCAGCGAACUAGACGAAUUUAUAUUUACGCCUAAACCAGAUCUUCUUUCUAUGGAGAAUCUUAAAGGUACACGAAUACUACAGUACGAUUCUGAAGAAGAAGAUGACGACGAAGACGAAGAAGAUCCUGAAGGUGUUGACCUGGACUCAUCGAGCGAUUUGCUUAAAGGUUCAUCAUCGGUGGUGACGACUGUGGUUGAUACGGAGACGUUGUUGAGUCUCAAGACUCUAGAGCCAAAGGGACACAUAAUAUACCGAAGUUCUGCUUUCACAUUGCAUCUAUACGACUCUCAAGCAGGUUCAUUUAAACGAAAAGCAGAAGUAGGUGAAGUAAGUCUCAAGAUUAUCGACUUGGACAACGACUGGCGAUAUUCUCUUUAUAUCACCAGUAAAGCAACUGAUACGCCUAUCAGCUUCAGCGCAGCCAUCACCAAGAAAAUGAAACCUACUUUCAACUACGAACAUCUAUCGUUCAUCUUCAACUAUCUCACAUUUGACCAGAAAGAAGAUUCGGCGUUUUCCUGGUUGCUCAAGUUCACCUCUAUCAAAGACUUGCUGGUAUUCCAGAAUGCCUUUAUGGUAGCACUCUGGGAGUCUUCGAACAAGAAAAAAUACGCACGCUCCAUCGAAACUGACCAGGUGGUGGAUGCCUUUGCCAAACUCAAUGUAGACGACAACAAGUGUGAUAACAAGCCUAAGACAGAAACCAGUGAUCUUGAGUAUACCACUGCUCGUGAAGAGUAUGAUGGACCCAUCGGUGGCACAACAGCUCCCAGAAGCUCUCGAAGAUGA